Postia placenta MAD-698-R-SB12 is the source of this 606-nucleotide messenger RNA. RefSeq lists its product as hypothetical. NCBI's taxonomy places the organism in Eukaryota, Fungi, Basidiomycota, Agaricomycetes, Polyporales, Adustoporiaceae. Bases 1 to 606 code for a protein of 201 amino acids. The transcript is spliced from 2 exons. The record is from RefSeq and is a predicted model, not a curated record.
AUGACGCCGCCGCCAACGAAUGAAUCCGUCGUCUUCUGCAACAACCGCGGUUGCACCGUGUGGAAAUCCAGAGGCAUACAACUAAAGCGAUGUCAAGGAUGCAAGAUCAAGCGCUAUUGUCGCUGGGCCGAUCGGAACCGCACGCCGUGCUACAAUGGCCUGCUCGCGGCGUUGGAUCUGCCCAAUCGUCCGCAAGCUCAACAGGAAACCUUGCUGAUGGUCGAGCUCGGGUAUUCGCCAGGCGCGCAGCAUCUCAGCGACAGAUUCUCCACGACGAAGGUCAUGGUCACGAGGUGGCAGAAGCUGGAGGAGUCGGAGGAUGCGUGGAUAAGACAAAACCUCGCCAAGCUCGCCAUAAAGCGUGCGCAACUGGAGGCGGAAGUCAUGUCGCUGCCACAGUGGAUCGUUUAUGGAGUCGGAAUAGUCGUGCUCAUCGUCCACUUCGCCGAUCCGACGGCGAGAGCAGGCUACAUGUUCCUCGAUCUUCCGUAUCGGAUUCAGAAUCUCGACUUAUUGUCAAGACCUGUAUUCAGCCGGACUGGCUGGCCAUACGAACUGAUGGAAGAAUUAGAUGGAACGGGCAAGGGCCGCCGUCAUGUUUCGUAA